AUGUUAAGAUCUUUAAACGUUGCUAAAUCUGCCUCCAGGACAUUCUCCAGCACAACAAGGUGUUGGGGUACCAAAGUGUUUUUCACUCCCUCUAUUAAUGGAGAAACUCAAUCUCCUAUCAAGUUCGAAUUGUAUGAUGAUGUUGUUCCUAAGACUACCGAAAACUUUAGGGCAUUAUGUACCGGUGAACAUGGAUUCGGUUAUAAGGAUUCGAUUUUCCAUAGGGUUAUUCCUAACUUUAUGUUACAGGGAGGAGACUUUGAAACUGGAAAGGGUUAUGGAGGAAAAUCCAUUUAUGGACGUAAGUUCGAGGAUGAGAGCUUUAAAAAGACCCAUUCAAAGCCUGGUUUAUUAUCAAUGGCAAAUGCCGGGCCAAAUACCAAUGGGUCGCAGUUUUUUAUAACCACAGUACCUUGUCCCUGGUUAGAUGGUGCACAUGUUGUCUUUGGUGAGGUUAUCGAUGGGUUUGAUGUUGUCAAGAAGAUUGAGGCUCAGGGAAGUAACAGUGGAACUACAAAGGUUCCAAUCGUUAUCGAAGAUUGCGGUGAAAUCAAGGAUUAA
This is a messenger RNA of Priceomyces carsonii, 561 nucleotides long. It is a transcript of the gene CPR3, whose product is annotated as peptidylprolyl isomerase. Gene Ontology annotation, molecular function: peptidyl-prolyl cis-trans isomerase activity. The transcript has a single exon. Gene Ontology annotation, biological process: protein peptidyl-prolyl isomerization; protein folding. The record is from RefSeq and is a predicted model, not a curated record. Lineage: Eukaryota; Fungi; Ascomycota; Pichiomycetes; Serinales; Debaryomycetaceae. The coding region runs from base 1 to 561 and encodes 186 amino acids.